Messenger RNA from Cynocephalus volans (Philippine flying lemur), 1394 nucleotides. It is a transcript of the gene HOXD4, whose product is annotated as homeobox D4. The coding region runs from base 542 to 1312 and encodes 256 amino acids. The record is from RefSeq and is a predicted model, not a curated record. Gene Ontology annotation, cellular component: nucleoplasm; nucleus. Gene Ontology annotation, biological process: embryonic skeletal system morphogenesis; anterior/posterior pattern specification; positive regulation of transcription by RNA polymerase II. The transcript is spliced from 2 exons. Gene Ontology annotation, molecular function: RNA polymerase II cis-regulatory region sequence-specific DNA binding; DNA-binding transcription factor activity, RNA polymerase II-specific. Lineage: Eukaryota; Metazoa; Chordata; Mammalia; Dermoptera; Cynocephalidae.
AGCGGGACGCAGCCUUUGUAUCGCAGGGUCCCUGCUCCCGCGGGCUGGGCGGGCAGGCUGACGGGAUCUCUGCCUGCCUGGGGCACACUGCCCAACUUAGAGGACACCUCACCCACCCACCCUUCCUUGCCCUGCACCCCAAUAGGAGGAUUCAUUCUCCCUGGAACUGUGCCCACUUUGGGGGGACUGCUUUCGGGCAGGUGAGUGGAGAGGGCACAGAGGUUAGCAAAGUCAGUGGCAGACAAAAGCUGGGAUUACCUGAGGGGAAUAGGGGUGCUGGGGAUUGGAACCACAUUAACAUCUGGUGGGGGUCCUCAAAUGUGCCACGGCCAGUCACUUGAUUACACGUAUGUUAUUUAGUUAAAUUUGUGAAAAUUAUGAGAUGCUCACGAACCCGGUGAUAAACUCGCUCCCUCGCCAUUGGCUGGCCUGGUCACAUGGCCGCCCAACUUUAUUCAGUUGACAGCAAGUAGGAGGGCCCUAUGGUAGGAGAAAAAAAGACAACACGAGAAAAAUUAGUAUUUUCUACCUUCUGAAAUUAAUGGCCAUGAGUUCCUAUAUGGUGAACUCCAAGUAUGUGGACCCCAAGUUCCCUCCGUGCGAGGAAUAUCUGCAGGGCGGCUACCUAGGCGAGCAGGGCGCCGACUACUACAGCGGCGGCGCGCAGGGCUCUGACUUCCAGCCCCCAGGGCUCUACCCGCGGCCCGACUUCGGUGAGCAGCCUUUCGGAGGCGGCGGCCCCGGGCCCGGCUCGGCGCUGCCCGCGCGGGGUCAAAGACAAGAGCCAAGCGGCCCCGGCGGUCACUACGGCGCCCCUGGAGAGCCGUGCCCGGCGCCCCCGGCGCCCCCGCCCGGGCCCCUGCUUGGCGCGCGGGCCUGCAGCCAGCCGGGCGGCCCCAAGCAGCCUCCCCCCGGGACAGCACUCAAGCAGCCGGCCGUGGUCUACCCCUGGAUGAAAAAGGUGCACGUGAAUUCGGUGAACCCCAACUACACCGGCGGGGAGCCCAAGCGGUCCCGGACGGCCUACACCAGGCAGCAAGUCCUAGAACUGGAAAAGGAAUUCCAUUUUAACAGGUAUCUGACGCGGCGCCGUCGGAUUGAAAUCGCUCACACCCUGUGUCUGUCCGAACGGCAGAUCAAGAUCUGGUUCCAGAACCGGAGGAUGAAGUGGAAAAAAGAUCACAAGCUGCCCAACACCAAAGGCAGGUCAUCGUCCUCAUCUUCCUCCUCCUCCUGCUCCUCUUCAGCCACCCCCGGCCAGCAUUUGCAGCCGAUGGCCAAGGACCACCACACAGACCUGACGACUUUAUAGAAGUGGGGACCCUGGGCCCAUCCCUCCCUGCGCUACAGGCUGAGCCGAAGCUGCGGGGGCAGGCCGGGCCUGCUGUCACCUU